AUGGCACUCUGCCUGGAAUGCUUCACUACCUGUUACACCAGCAUUGUCUGUCUGAGGAGAAUCCACGACGAGAGCCUGAUUCUAAAAGACACCUCCAAGUACGGCACGUUCGUCAACGGCGAGCGUCUCACGGCACCGGUGAACAUCAAGUCUGGAGACGAAGUUACGUUUGGGGUUUUUCACAGCAAAUUCAGUGUGGCUCAUCAGAAGCCCAUGGUGUGCUCGUCAUGUCUGGACAACGAAGGCAAGACGUCGCUCUCUCAGGCUCUGCAGGCUUUGGGUGGCAGCCUGGUCAACACCUGGACGGAGGACUGCACACACCUGGUCAUGCCUUCUAUUAAAGUCACCAUCAAGACGAUUUCGGCUCUGCUGUGCUGUCGUCCUAUCGUGAAGCCAGAGUUCUUCUCAGAGCUCAACAACGCCGUGCAGCAAAAGUUGCCGCCUCCUAAAGCUGAAAGUUUCACCCCCGAGAUCGACGAGCCCAGCUUAAACAAAGAGGACGUGAACCUCGGCGUGAUUCCGCUUCGGAAACGGCUCUUUACCGGAAAGACCUUCGUUUUCCUCAGCGCCAAGCAGCUGAAGCGCCUGAGUGCGGCAGUGAAGUUCGGAGGCGGCCGAAGUCAGUUGCUGGAGGAAGGCUCGCUGCUCAGGAACCUGCUGGAGUCUCCACAGAGCUGCGUGGUCGACGUCACAACCGGAAGCUCCCAAGCUCUGCUGCCUCCUUCCAGCGCAGAGUGGGCCAACUCUGUGAGGAGCAUCGUUCAAAGAAAAGGCCUUCGAGUCAUCACGGAGUCUGAAAUCGGUCUGGCCGCCAUCUACGCUUCCUGUGACAUGUACUGCAACUCAUCCAGCCUGAUGCCAGACUCAGACUCUGCGCCUAAAGUGAACCCCAGGAUCCCGAGUGCGUCGCUGUCGCAGAGCGCAACCGUGGACGAGAGUGUUUUACCUGCAGCGUCUCAGAACAUCACGGCUUACGCAGCCAACACAGAGACUUCACAAAGGGUGAAGGUGUGCGAGGUGAGCGGAGUGGCGGCAGUGGGAGAAACUCCUGAAAAGCAGCAAAACCAGAACAGCGAUCGAUUCCGUGGAUCCAAACUGGCAGCUCAGAACACAACAACAAGUCAGUGCGUCGUGGCCGAAACGAUGAGCUCAUCGUUCAACACUACAGAGAACUCACAGAGGAAGAAACCUGAGUCCAGACUCACAGCUGCAGGUGAUCCUGACGUCAGACCUCAGCCGUCCGUUCCAAAGACCAACGGUGGGACGAAGGCGUCCUUUUUUAGGCCGUCUCCUCAGAAACCUAAAACGUCUGCACAAGCUUCCCCACAGAAACAGUCGACUCUGAUCAACUUCUUCCAGCCGGUCAGCAAGAAAAGGCCUUUGGAGGAUGACUUCCUCUCUGAUGUCAUGUCAGAGCCAAAGCGACCCGUCCUGGAACCACCCGCCACCUUCCAGAAACCAAACACAGCCACAGAAAUCCCUUCGCUUCCACUCAGAGGUGUGUCCGAGACUCCACCCGAGUCGGAGUCCGAUUUGUUCACGAGUCGGCCGGACGAACGGCAGAACAGAAAGAGGAAGGAGAUGGAAGAGGAGAUACAGAUGGAGGAACUGGAGUCCAUCAUGUCUGAGGGUAUGGACUGUUUCGACGAGCAGCUCUCAGACGACCAGACGCACAGUUCAGCCAAACAGAAACAAGGUUUAAGUACUGAAGAGGCUUCGAGCAAGAGACAGCGGCUCCAGCGAAAGGAGAACGAAACAACCAAACGGCAGAGUGGGCAGGUCGGCCUGGAGAAAACAUCAAGUCUCCAUCACAACCAGGGAUCUGAACAGCAUGUUGUCACUGUGAAGACGGAGCCGGUUGACCCAACAGACUACAGGACGACCACUGAAGAGUUCAGGAAACCGGCUGAAAAACCAACCGCACGUAAAAACAUCAAACCGUUCGAAGACGAUGACGUCGAGGAUUUAGAGCUCCUCGGUGCGGAUAUUUCCCUGCCUACAGAAGACACUAAGACUCCUCUGAAACCGGUGAAGAUCAAGCAGGAGCCCCAAGAGACGAAGAUGGACGAAAGCCUUCCCCAGAAGCUGGUGAUGGUGGAGUUCAGAUCUCUCACCGUGUCGGCUCCUCCGACGACCAAACAGAAACAGACGCCGGCCAACGUCUGCGCAAAGAACUUCAAAUGUUUCCGCAAGAACCGUGUGCCGGGCGCGGACGGAUUCCAACACGUCAUCGGAGGAUCCGACUUGCUGGUUCACAACAAGGGCAAGAACACCGAUCUGGAUGAAUGGCUGAAGGAUGCAGCUGAGGAGGAGCGUCAGAGCAGGCGGGAAGAGGCUGCGGGAGACGACCUCUUUAGGUACAACCCCACCAAGCUGGCCAAAAGAAGAUGAAAUGCCUUCAUCUUGACCUCUUCCAAAGGGGAUUCAUAUCAAAUGAAAGUAUGUGUGCGUAGAUAACUUCAGAUGUGACUCCUGGUUUCAACAUUUCAGCCUUUCAACGUUGUUUUCUGUCCUUUUUGUUCUGUGUUCUCUAAUUAAGCCGCUGACAGUAAGAAAUGUAACAAAAGAGGAUUUUUCUCAAAGUUUUUAUUCGUCAAUAAUAAAAAAUAUGGCAUACAAAACAUUAAAAACUCUUCAGUUGUACAAGAGAGCUUUGAAAACUCUA
Molecule: messenger RNA, 2665 nt
Organism: Stegastes partitus (bicolor damselfish)
Lineage: Eukaryota; Metazoa; Chordata; Actinopteri; Pomacentridae
Gene: nbn
Product: nibrin
Exons: 16
Coding region: 1-2391 (796 amino acids)
Biological process (GO): mitotic G2 DNA damage checkpoint signaling; double-strand break repair via homologous recombination
Cellular component (GO): Mre11 complex
Molecular function (GO): protein binding; damaged DNA binding
Source: RefSeq, a predicted model, not a curated record